Coregonus clupeaformis (lake whitefish) is the source of this 2330-nucleotide messenger RNA. RefSeq names its product epoxide hydrolase 4. The transcript is spliced from 7 exons. Gene Ontology annotation, molecular function: hydrolase activity. The record is from RefSeq and is a predicted model, not a curated record. NCBI's taxonomy places the organism in Eukaryota, Metazoa, Chordata, Actinopteri, Salmoniformes, Salmonidae. The coding region runs from base 331 to 1440 and encodes 369 amino acids.
UUCAUUUCUAGGAGUUUACAGAUUUAGACAGCAGAAGUGUUAAUCAACCAUCUCGAGCUAAACAACCUCUGCUGUCAUCACACUCACGCGUGAAUUCUGACGUGCUGCUCCAAUCGUGAACGAUUCAUUUAGUCGGUUUAGAAUAGAACAGGGAUCCUCCCCCGUGCGGGUGGCGGACAGACAGUCUUGCAGAUACGCUGUUAGUAGGGCGACACCCGACUACCGGAUAACAAUGAGCGAUAUUUCAAGAUAUUCAACCAAUUAACAAAAUAAUAAAUAGGUAGCUAGGUAGGUAACGUGAUCUGCGGUGUUUAUCGCAUUAAUGUAAAGAUGGCGAGAGUUUUCCACAACUUGCUCAUGUUUACAAUGGGACUCACGCUGAGGAUCCGAGUUUUGGGGUAUUGGUCGUUGAUAUACGGUUAUUGUGGCCUCUGCACUGCCGUAGCGCUGCUGAAACUUUGGUGGAACAUCAUUUUAAGGCCGUCAACAACCUUCCAGUGGGGAAUUCGCGAAACUCCCCCUGCAUGCCUGAACGACACGUCCUUGGGAACCCACUGUUAUGUUAGAAUAAAGGAGUCUGGUCUGAGGUUUCACUAUGUUGCUGCUGGAGCGAGAGGGAAACCACUCAUGCUGUUUUUGCAUGGCUUCCCAGAGUUUUGGUUUUCCUGGCGCCACCAGCUGCGUGAGUUUAAGAGUGAGUACCGUGUGGUGGCUGUUGACAUGCGAGGCUACGGGGAGUCUGACUUGCCAUCAUCCACAGAGAGCUACCGCUUUGACUACCUGGUCACAGACGUCAAGGACAUUGUGGAAUACCUAGGUUACAACAGAUGUUACCUGGUCGGCCAUGAUUGGGGAGGAACCAUCGCCUGGCUGUUCGCCAUCCACUACCCCGAGAUGGUGACCAAACUCAUUGUCCUAAAUUGCCCCCAUCCCUCUGUCUUCACUGAUUAUGCCCUGUGUCAUCCCAGCCAGCUGCUCAAGUCCAGCUACUUCUUCUUCUUCCAGCUGCCUCGUUUCCCAGAGCUCAUGCUCUCCAUCAAUGAUUUUAAGGCGCUGAAGUGCCUGUUCACCAGCCGUAGUACAGGGAUUGGGAGGAAGGGUCGAUGGCUCACUGCAGAGGACAUGGAGGCCUAUCUCUACGCCUUCUCCCAGCCAGGGGCCCUGACCGGGGCUCUCAACUACUACAGGAAUGUCUUCAGCUCCCUCCCACUGAGCCAGAAUGAUGUCAAGUCCCCAGUGUUGUUGUUGUGGGGAGAGAGGGAUGCCUUCCUGGAGCAGGAGAUGGCUGAGGCGUGCAGGGUCUACAUCAGGAACCACUUCCGACUCAACAUCAUCUCUGGAGCCAGCCACUGGCUACAGCAGGACCAGCCUGACAUCGUCAACACACUCAUUUGGACCUUCCUCAAAGAGGGAGAGGGCCGCAAAACCUACAGGAACUGAAUCUAGCGAGGGGUAUGUCCCAAAUGGCACUCUAUUCCCUUUAUAGUGCACUAUAUAGGGGAAUAGGGUGCCACUUGGGAUGCAAUCCUAGAACGAGGCCUCCUCCCUCUCUCCGUCACUCCCUCUCACCCUUUGUCCCCACCAGCCACCCCUACCACUGGAAGCCUAGAAUAUGCCUGUGAAAAACCAACCAACAUAACGAUAAUGCAAUCAUUCUUUCAAUCUUUACACAUUUCAGAUCUUUUUUAAGAUGUCAAAAGAAAAGGACACUGAGUAGUACAGUAGUAUGUUUGACACAUAUUAAAUACUUUUCUGCACAUGACAUCUGCCUUAAAGUUUGUAGGUUACAACAUUACAAAUGUAUGGCAUAAUCUCCUUGUGAGUUUGUAUUGUGUGGUGCCUUUUAACGUAAUGUUGUAUAAUGUUUUGCAGCGUUGUAAAGUUGUGCCAUGUCUUCUAAGGUUGAGCUGUGGCGUUGGUCUGCUGUAUGUGUCACUGGAUUGCUCCUCUCACAAUCCUUUGGGAUCCCUCUUGUCCCACACCCUGGGUUUGUCCCAAAUGGCAUCCUAUUCCCUAUUUAGUGCACUACUUUUGACCAGGACCCCAUGGGGCUCUGGUCAAAAGUAGCACACUUUUACAGGGAAUAGGAUGCCAUUUGGGACGAAGACCCUCUCUAUCAGGUAGUGUUGUCUUAAUGAAAAUAUUGUUAUUUUUGUAUUAUUUUUUGGGACUAUUUGCUCAGUUAUUUGAGAAUGUUGUUUAUUAUGAUAUUCCUGUAUAGAACAACAGUGAUGGUUAAAUAUUGUACACUUUUUUGUUUGUAUCUAUUCCUAUCUCUGAAAUCCACUGAGCCAGGUCUGCACCAUUUUCAUUUUUUAAGCAAAUAAACU